Oreochromis niloticus (Nile tilapia) is the source of this 5295-nucleotide messenger RNA. Its product is annotated as poly [ADP-ribose] polymerase 14. NCBI's taxonomy places the organism in Eukaryota, Metazoa, Chordata, Actinopteri, Cichliformes, Cichlidae. Gene Ontology annotation, biological process: negative regulation of gene expression; protein poly-ADP-ribosylation. The record is from RefSeq and is a predicted model, not a curated record. Gene Ontology annotation, cellular component: nucleus; cytoplasm. The transcript has 14 exons. The coding region runs from base 128 to 4246 and encodes 1372 amino acids. Gene Ontology annotation, molecular function: transcription corepressor activity; NAD+ poly-ADP-ribosyltransferase activity.
CGAGUGUAAGUAUGAGGAUGUGAUACUUGAAAAGUGAAACUGAAACAAAAACGGGCACUCACAGAGUGGCACAACCAAGUUUUAGACGGGAUUAAAGUUCUCAUGUUAGUGUAGAAUUGCAGAUAUAAUGGAUGAAUAUCCGUAUCCACUGUUUUUUGAAGCCACUGACUUUACAGACAGAGAGAAGGAGAAAGUGAGGAGAUACUUUCAGAAAAGGCGAGACUCCGGGGGUGGCGACUGCGGAAAUGUAGAAAAACUCGGAGGAAGCAUUUAUAAAAUCUGUUUCAAGGAAAAAGAAGAUCAAGAGAGAGUUUUGCAGAGGAAGUUUCACACCAUCACUCUUCCGAGUGGAGAAGUGCGGCUGACCGUGAGCCGGACAAGUUCACCACAGACCUCUGACCAGCCAUCAACAAGCCAAUCACUGAGCUCAACAAACCCAAACAUAAAGGGUCUUGAGAAGACUUUCAGGAUAGAUGUUUUCCUGCUGUAUUUCCUGAGAGACAACUCUAAAGCAUACAAAUUUUUUGAAAAACAGCUGUCGUCAAUCGGCUGCACAGUGGAGCUAAAUUUCGAUGAAGAGGAGGUUUUGGUUAGAGGGGAGGUUGACAAGGAGCCAGGAGGAGGUUUUGGUGGUGCUGCAGAGAAAUGGGAGUGUCAAGUGGAUUGGGUCUUCGUCCAGCUCACCGAGAGCUACAACUGUUUUCAUGUGCUUGAGCCAAAACAAGUGAAAAUGGUACUGCAGGACUCGGCCUUUAAGACAGAUGAUAUCAAAGUUUACACAGAGAGUGGCUAUGCAGUGGUUGUGGGAGAGGCUGAUGCCAUGAAGGAGAAGAUUGCAAUUCUGGAAAAAAGCCUACCCGCCAAAAAGGAAGUGCCAAUUGUGGAGAAGAACUUCAAGCUCAUAAAAGAAGAGUUCAAUCGAGAAAUGCGUGCUAAUUGUCCAGAGGUUACAAUCAUCAGAGGUAGUGCCAUGAUCACUUUGGAGGGCCCUGACAAAGAGGUGCAGUCAGGAGCUGCAAAACUGGAUGAACUGAUUAAGAACGUAAAAGAGAAGAGAGUUAAGUUCCCUACAGCUCUGCUAACCUUCAUGAAGACCAGUGAUGCCAUCCCAAAAUACCAAACUCGCUUCCAGCAGAGACUCAGAAACCCUGUUUUCUUUGAGGUGGGUUCAGAUCUGGUUCUGUCCAGUUUGUCCUCUGAUGCUCUGAAUGAAGCUGAGGCAGCAGUAAUGAGAGACUUUAAAGUGACCACUGUACAGCUGCAGGGUGCAAUAGAUCUUAACAGGUUGAAAGAAAUUCUGACGAAAGCCAAGAACGAGGCAAACAGUAGAGAGCUCAGAGUGGACGUCAGCUACAUGCCAGGUGCCAGUGGAACCUCAACGACCAAAGUCCGACUGGUGGGCUACAGUGAAGACUUGGCCAAGCUCAAUGAAGUUCUUCAUGACUUCCAGAUGAAUCAAGUUUCAACUCAAGAAACCAUCAAUCUGCUUCAUCAUGACAUUGUCAACUGUUUUGAUAAAAUCCUAGACUUGAUUGGCGUGAAGCAGACCAAGGUGACCUUACAAGCCUCACAUUUUCCAAAUCCUUGUGUGUUUGUGUCUGGUCCUCGAUGUCAUGUUCAGGAGGCCAAGGAGGCCCUAACAUCAACUCUAGACAGUCUGAUAGUAGACACGUUGACUCUAGAUGGACCAGGGGCUCAGCAGUACUUCCAGGAAGAGGGUAAAGUGACUAAAGAGCUGAUAGAGGGUUCCUGUCACGUAAUUAUCCGAGAGAAGCAAACUGCAGCCACCCCAAAUGUGCAAAGACCACGAAACACCAGCAGACUCGGCGAUACAUCUAGAUCUCUCAGCUACAGCAGCAGCAUGUACAGCACAGUUGGAAACUCUGCAAUCAACAGAACAAACCUGAAGAUCAAACUCAGCAGUUUAGAAAAUGAACAGGCAAAUGUUCUGGUGGUCCCCAUGCUCAACAAGCAGCUGACUUCUACAAAUAUUGGCAAGAGUUUGUUGGCCAAAGCUGGGAAUGUAUUAAAGUUAAAGUUUGAUUCAGUCUUAGCCAGUUGUGCCCUCACCCCUGGUGAUGUUCAGCUGGUUGAUGCACCUCCAUCUCUGGGCUGCUCCAAGAUUUUCUUCAUUGAGUGCUUGCCUUGGGAUGGAGUAAGAGGAAAGAGUGUUCAGGCUCUUGGUAACGGUCUGAAGAGAUGUCUGGAGCUUUGUGUACAGCUGAAUUUGGGUUCAGUGGCCAUUCCGAUCAUUGGGCCAGGUGUUAUUUUAAAAUACCCGCUGAGAGAAGCUAUUCAAGUAUUGACCGACAUCAUUCACCAGUUUGGAUUAUCUGCGUCCUCUGGCUCUCUUACAAACAUCCACAUUGUCAUUAAACCUGGCUACCCUGAUUCUGAGGCGUGCUACCAUGAUGUCUACAAACAGCUCAGCUUAAAUAUGAACCAGGGAGGCCAAGCAAUCUUCAGGUCCCUCACCAGUGACCUAGAUGACAUUGUCAUGAUACUGGGAAGAGGGGUUAAACUACAUGUCGUGUUUGGUGACAUCACUAAUGAGACUACAGAUGCUGUGGUGAACACAACAGACUUCCAAAAUUUUAACCUUGAUGGGGUAUGCAAAGACAUCUUAACUGUAGCUGGACCGCAAGUGGAAACUGAACUGAAAGCAGCAAAAGUGGACCGAGGAGAAAUUUAUGUGACCCAGUCUGGAAACUUCCCCUGUAAAGCUAUUUUUCAUGUAUGUGGACAAAGAGAUGAAGCCCUUAUUGAACAACUUGUGUGCGAUAUCAUUUGCUAUUGUGAAUGGUAUAAAUACAGCUCUGUGGCAAUUCCGGCCAUUUGUGCUGGUGCUGGCGAGUUGGACCCUGCUGUUGUGGCAGGAACUAUUCUUCAAGGGAUCAAGUCUUCUACAUCAUCAAUGAACAGCCUCACCGACAUCCGCCUGGUCUUGAUUAAGAUCGAUGUCUUCUUGGCUUUUAAAGAGGAAGCGAUGCAGAUGUAUUCCCCAGCUGUCAUCAACAGAGUGUCAUUUCAAGAACAACAACAGCAACAACAGUCUGCUCCUUCUGUGAGUGCAUACCUCAGCAGUCUCCAAAUCAGCUCUGCAAGUCAGCAGUCUGUCUUCACGUUCCUGGGUCUUUCCAAAACGGACAUUGACGAUGCCAUGGGAAAGCUGAAGCAUCAAUAUCAGACGCAGUGCUCCAGUAAAACCUUCUCAAAGGAGGAACUGGAUUUCCUCAACCAGGAUGAUAUGAUGGAGCUGAAGGAGCUGGUGGAGUCUGAAGGUCUAUUCAUGCAAACUGAUCAGUCUGGCACCCUAACAGUGAGCGGGCUAAAAGACGGGGUCACCUGGGUGAUGCAGAAAAUGAGUCAGUGUCAGUACAUGACCCUCACUAGAGAGGUGAGAGUGAGGGAGGAGGAGGAUGUUUACAACAAAGUGGUUUGGUGCAUCCUGGCAAAUAAUGGUAACUGGGAAAGACUCCCCAAAUCAGCUAAUCACCAAUUGGAAAAAAACGAAUUAACAGAAGGAAUAACAGAUGCACAGGGACUUAUAUGGGAGGUUGAUCUACAGGCAAUGGUGGCCACACGACCACUGAGCAGACGGACGACAAAGCUGAAACGACUUGAGAAUCUUCCAGACUUUACUUUCCCUCUGUACUGGGACCCCAUGGCUGCCAAUGAGACUAUGAAGGUGGUUUCACUGGAGACUUCCUCUGCAGAGUAUCACACAGUGAAGGAGGCUUUCAAACGAACUGUCCCCAAAACUGUGAUGAAGAUUGAACGUUUGCAGAACGUUCACCUGCGGCGCGCCUAUGAAGCCCAGAAGAAGCACAUUUCUGAUAAGAACGCACACGAGGGAGGAGCAGCGGAGAAACUUCUGUACCACGGGACGACUCAGGAAAACUGCCACUCCAUCAUGACAACUGGAUUCAACAGGAGUUUUGCUGGGCAAAACGCAACUGUAUACGGUCAUGGGACCUACUUUGCUGUAAAUGCCAGCUACUCAGCCCACCCCACCUACUCCAAGCCAGCUGCUGAUGGUUCUCAGUUAAUGUUCGUCGCCCGAGUCCUCACAGGCGUCUUCACUCAGGGCCAAGCUACCAUGAAGGUGCUUCCACUCCGACACAGCCAGCAACCUCACAACCGCUUCGAUAGCGCAGUGGACAAAAUUGAUAACCCUACCAUGUAUAUUGUUUUCCAUGACAACCAAGCAUACCCCGACUACCUCAUCACAUUCAAAGGAGAUUAAGGGAAAAGUAUUUUCUGCUGUGAAAAAAUGAAGGUUUCUGAAAAAAUCCAAAAAGAACAAUAUUAAACUACAUAAAUCUGUAUGUAGUAACUGGAAGUGUGUGGAAAAGUUACAUUUGUAAAGGACCCAGAAACUUUAUCAUAGUUUACACUAAAUAUUUAAGAAAGUUUUGCACACAAAACACUGUUGGGUACCUAUGUGGUAGGUUUCGCUUACAAGAAGAUAAUGCACUUUUCAUACUACAAGCAAUUAUAUUUAAUGCAAGCACGAGUUUAUUUCUUCAGUGUUAAAGGAUAUCUAGUUCUGAAAGCUGUAAGAAUUAUGCCAACAGAAGCUGCUUAUAUAUGAAGUAUAUGGAAUAUGAAGAAAUAUGACAUGUAUGUACAUACAUACAUACAGUACAUACACACUAAAGGCAUGUCACACAAUUAUGCAGUUUUUAAUCUUUUAUUUGAUUGAUAUUUGUAUCUUACAUCUUCACAAGAUUUACUGUAUGCUUGUCUGGUCCUUUUUUAGUACAAAGAAAAAUUAGAGGAGGUGGGUGAUCAACAUUCAAAUAGAAACUGUAUAAUUUUAAUUGAAUUUUGGUAGCAUUAUGCAAACAUCUUGAUGCAUGCUCAAUCAUCCAGGUAAGUUAAUCCCAAAAAGUUGAUUCUGUUCAUUUGGAUAGCUUCUUCAGUCUCAGCUGACUUCAGGUUUCCCCAACCCUUAUAAACAGUGCAUUUGCAUAAUGACUGAAACUAGCACCAAUGAAGGAACAAUGGGCUGGCAGGUCAGUUCCUUGUUAAUUGCGAUUAAUUAAUUCGAAAAAAAUAACGCACUUAAACGCACUUUGCAUUCCAAUCAAACAGGAAAUUUUGUCGAUGCACAAUUUCCUGGUAUACCGAUUACACUGAUGCACACAUCAGAGCUACAAAGAUGGCGUGCUCAAAACCAUAGGCUGCAUCCUCCUGAGGACCCGGCCUUCGCGGUCUACGUGGGCUGGGUCCUUAGAAGGUCUGGUAGGCCGGAAGUAAACGGCUGUGAAAUUGGACAGUCUGGCCUUCAGA